UGUGCCUGGUGGUGAGAUCUGUGGGAACAGCCAGAGGCACACAGCACAGCCACCCUGCUUGAUACUUCAUGAGAAAUUAUUAAUCCAGACCUAACAUGAGGAGCAUCUGCUGAAAAGUAAUAUCUCCUCUCUGCCGGGUUUACUUGUAUAGGAAGGAAGCUGUCAACCAUCCACGGAGGGAACAACAGCUCAUAAAUACCAAAACUGAGGUUUCCUGAGAUGUUCUCUGGACUCUGGACACUGGAGGGCCGCAGCUGGAAAAGGGCACACCCUUCAACAAAGCCAGUGAUCUUGCGAGUCCUCAGCAGCUAUAUGUUCAAGGUGGCUGAUGGAAGCAUCAUUAGUCUGAAAGAGGGAGAUAUCCUUCUACUGCUAAACAAGCUGGAUAAAGAUUGGUGGCAGGUCAGGAAGAUUGGAGAUUGUGAAACCAACAAACCAUUCAAUGUGCCCACUUCUUAUAUCAACGAGCUGAUCACUCACAGAAAUCUGGGGCAGCGGAGUAGAACAGAACGUAUAGUGAGUAAAUUAUUUCAUAGAUCCCAGGAUAACCUCCUCAUUCCUCCGUUCUCCUCCUCUAAAAUGGAAGAACAAAGUUGUAGUAACCAAACUUGUGAGGACUCUCGAAAUAAGGAGCCCAACAUGGGGAAAAUAACGGGGAGCUUGACAAGAGCACAUAAAAAGAGUGCCAGCUUCUCUCUGAGUUCUUCUUGGCAUGGACAGUUUCCUAAAAGUGAAAAGCAGAAAAACACAUUCCAAAAGUGCAUUUCUGAAAAGGUGAGUUUGGCUGGCACAAUGCAGGAUACUACACCAGUUUACUGCAACUUGGAAGAGAUGAAGCAGAGUAAAGGAGCUCCUCCGAGCCCUACGUGUUCUCCUGUCCUCAUUGUGGAAAACUGGGAAUAUCACGUCGACCCUAUUACAGGCAGGAACUUCUUCAUUAACAUAGAGACCAGAGAAAAAACAUGGAAGCCACCCAGAAGGUCGAGGACUCCAGGACGUGCAGUGACGCCCCCAGCAGAUUGUGAAUCAACUGAAGAAAGUGAUGAUUGCCCAUCCAAAGAACAGCCAGAGAUCGAUGACUCUGAGGGCCAGACUUUUCCAACAUUUGGUAGUUUGUCAUCUUCCAGCAGCAGUUUGUGCAGCCCCAGCAGCGAUGGAGAGAAACAAAGACUCAGCUACACUAGGUCUAUGGUCUUGUCCCAUUCACAAAGGCAGAGGAGUCACAAAAGAAACCUGUCCUAUCACACGGUUGAAGAUUUUAAUAAUGCAAACUUAAAUGCAGACCUUAAUAAGCUCACUGCAGUCACCGUGCUGGAUAUUCCCCAUGAGGUGGAGAAGGCAGGUCAGUUAAACAAGACUAAGAUAGCAGAAGGUGGAAGGAAACUGAAGAAAAAUUGGACCACAUCCUUAGUAGUUUUGACAGGAAACAGCUUAGUAUUUUAUAAGGACCCAAAAGUUCAGGCUCCGUCUGGUUGGAAACCCUCUAACAGUAAGCCUGAGAGCAGCAUGGACCUCCGAGGCGCCUGCAUAAAUUGGGCUCAAGACAUGUCCAGCAAAAAGAAUGUCAUUCGUCUCCGUAUGGUAACGGGUAAUGAGUUUCUUCUGCAGUCUGAUAAGGAGGGUGUUGUCCAGGAGUGGUAUGAUGCACUGCAGAGAAUCACUGAGAGGCUGAAACGAGAAAAUCCAUUGGAGGAAAUCAUUUUGAGGAGCACUGGAAGUAUGGAGAUCCUGGAUGGGAGUGAUGGUGAAGAGGACAGCCAUUUAAAGACAAAAGAUAGCCGGAAGUUUUUAUUGCCCUGGGUGAGCAAUAAUGCCGGCGGUGUGGAUAAAAAGAAGAUAAAGCAUAGGUUAAAGAAGAUGUUAAUGAAGAGGCCUCCUCUCCAGACAUUACAAGAGAAAGGACUUAUUAAAGAUCAAGUAUUUGGCUGCCGGUUGGAUGCCCUGUGUUAUCGAGAGCACAGCACAAUCCCAAAGUUUGUGCGACUUUGUAUAGAAGCAGUAAAUGAAAAAGGCCUGGAUGUAGAUGGGAUUUACAGAGUUAAUGGAAAUUUAUCCAUCAUACAGAAACUGAGGUUCAUUGUAGACAGGGAGAGGGCAGUAACAACAGAUGGACGAUACCUUUUUCCGGAACAGCUAACCCAAGAGGAGAAGUUGGAUCUGAACAGCCCCGAUUGGGAGGACAUUCAUGUCAUCACUGGUGCGCUGAAGAUGUUCUUCCGUGAACUUCCAGAGCCUGUCAUCCCUUUCUGUUUUUUUGACGAAUUUAUAGCAGCUGUUCAAAUGACUGAUGUUGAUGAGAAAGUGCAGAUCUUGAAAGAGCUCAUAAGAAAUCUACCAGAACCAAACCAUGACACCUUGAACUACAUAGCAUGCCAUCUGAACAGUGUCAGAGAGCACUCCGAGAUUAAUCGAAUGACCACUCAGAACAUUGGCAUUGUUUUUGGGCCCACACUGAUGAGACCGGAGAAAGAGCAGUUUGCUAACAUUGCUGCUAAUAUGGCGUAUCAGAACCAAGUUGUGGAAACUUUUCUUACUCACUAUGAUGAAAUCUUCCAGGACAGUCCAGAGGAGUAUAGAAAUUCACCCUGUGCAGAACCCGAAUGUGUGUCUAAACCCCACAUAAUACUGUCCACCCCUUUGUAGGACUAUCAUUUCAAACUCAGUAAAAGCCUCCAAGACGAACCUCCUUAUUUUUUCCUUCAGCAUCUGGAAUGGAUAUUUAUGUUGGGGAUGUAAAGCAAAGUGUAGGAGGUAUUAAAGGUACGAUGACUGUUUUAGCUAUUUAGCAAAGAAGCACAUAAUAUUGCUCAGUUUUUGGACCAAAUGGCUUUGACAUAUUCCUGUUUGAAGAGACAGCUGGAACUCACAUACACUGAAGUAAUUGAAGGUGAUGGCAAGGUCCAUACUUUGUUGAAUGCAGAUGUAGAAAUGAAUUGCAAUGUAUUAUUCUAUUUUUAUAAUAUGCUUAAAAUAUUUGUGUUUUGACAUUUU
This is a messenger RNA of Bufo bufo (common toad), 2991 nucleotides long. It is a transcript of the gene ARHGAP9, whose product is annotated as Rho GTPase activating protein 9. Bases 220 to 2643 code for a protein of 807 amino acids. The record is from RefSeq and is a predicted model, not a curated record. The transcript is spliced from 20 exons. NCBI's taxonomy places the organism in Eukaryota, Metazoa, Chordata, Amphibia, Anura, Bufonidae. Gene Ontology annotation, molecular function: protein binding; phospholipid binding. Gene Ontology annotation, biological process: signal transduction; regulation of GTPase activity. Gene Ontology annotation, cellular component: cytoplasm.